AGACGAGUCAAAGAUGUGAUAUCCCCAAUUGUGUUUGAAGUGGCAUACAGUCUGGGGGAACAUGUGAUGGGAAAGGAGGAGAAGGAACUACCUGCUCUUAAGCCCAUUCUCCGCUGGAAGAAGGGAGAGAAGAUAGCUCAGAGAAAUCAGACUGUUUUUGAGAGGAAUUGUCAAUCAGAUGAUUGUGCUGCUGAUUUGAAACUUCAGGGUAGAUUAUUGCUGUCUAGUGUUGAUGACAAAACCCCCUAUCUGGCAUUGGGAGCAGUAAAGAACAUUUCACUUAAUAUCUCCAUCUCUAACAUUGGGGAUGAUGCCUAUGAUACCAACGUGUUCUUCAACUUUUCCAGGGAACUCUUCUUUAUCAAAAUGUGGCAAAAGGAAGAGCUGGGCAUUGCUUGUGAGCUGCUGGAGUCAGACUUCCUCAAGUGCAGCGUGGGAUUUCCUUUCAUGAGAUCGAAGUCCAAGUAUGAGUUCAGUGUGAUCUUUGAUACAAGCCGCUUGUCCGGAGAAGAGGAGUUUCUUACAUUCCUUGUCACGGCCCAAAGUGGAAACCUAGAACACUCUGAAUCGCUACAUGACAACACUCUCACCCUGUCUGUGCCCCUGAUGCAUGAAGUGGACUCAUCUAUCACUGGAACUGUCUCCCCGACUUCCUUUUUCUAUGGAGGAUCUGUGGAAGCAUCCAGUUUUGUUCAGCUGGAGAAUUAUGAAUGUCUUUUUCAGCCUCUCAACUUCACUCUUCAGGUUUACAACACUGGACCAAGCACACUCCCCGAAUCUUUUGUUGACAUUUUGUUUCCUAACCGCCUCUCUGCCAGUGGGGCUGAAACUUUUCACAUUCAGCAGAUGAUGGUUGCUCAGGACAAAGGAAACUGCUCUUUUCAGAAAAACCCUAACCCAUGUGUCAUCCCUCAAGAAAAUGACAAUAUUUUUCAUACCAUCUUUGCUUUUUUUACCAAGUCUGGCAGGAAAGUACUGGACUGUGAAAGACCAGGCAGGUCCUGCUUAAUUGUACGCUGUAACUUAAGCUCACUAGCAAAAGCAGAAUCCCGCAAUAUAGAUGUUUACAUGCUGCUAAAUACAGAGAUAUUAAAGAAGGACAGUUCGUCAGUCAUCCAGUUUGUGACAAGGGCGAAGGUGAGGGUGGACACAACACUCAGGAUUGUGGAAGUGUCUAAUGGGAAUCCUGAAGAUGCAACAGUGGUCUUUGAGGCCUUGCACAAUAUGGAGCCUCGUGGUUAUGUUGUGGGAUGGAUCAUUGCUAUUAGUUUGCUGGUGGGAAUUCUCAUCUUCCUGUUGUUGGCUGUGCUGUUAUGGAAGAUGGGCUUCUUUCGCAGGAGAUACAAAGAAAUCAUUGAGGCUGAGAAGAACAGGAAGGAGAAUGAAGAUAGUUGGGACUGGGUCCAGAAAAAUCAAUGAACUGCCAGAAAAAAGGGUCGUGUGACACACACUUGCUAGCCUAUUGGUCCUGCUCUUGUAUCUUCCAUAUGUGGAAGAAGGAAUCUUCUCCAGAUUUUUCGGAGGCCCUGUUGAUGCUGUGUUCUUCAUCAUCCUAACAAGCUAGGGAACAUAUCCUGAGGCAACCACUGCAGCCAUGUCUGGUGACUGGAGCGAUUUACAUUUCCUGAAAGAGUUGAACUUUGAACUUUGGUAACCAAGCUGCGGUGCAGAGCAAUAUUUAUGAAUCCAACAUAUGUGGUAUACCCUCAGGGGAAGACUGAUACCUAAAAGUAUUUUUAUAAAUAUAAGCUUUUUAUACUGAUUAUGUCUUUAUAUUUGUAUCAAUGUUUUAUUGUUUCUAUUGAAUAGCUAUAUAGUUCACUCAAGCACUGAUAUCUGGCUAAAACCUUGGAAAUACAUAUAUGUAUAUAUAAAUCUUAUUGUACUUUUGAACUUCAAUGCAAAAAAAAAAGACUUUCAGAUGAAACUAGUUGAAAAACCUCACACAGCAAAUCCACAAGGCUUGGUAAUGUAUAUAGACCAUUUAAUGGCAAUAAGCCAAAGUCUUUUCACAUUUUUUAAGCUGAAGUUGAUUUUUGAGUUAUGAGCUAAAGAACCUGAAGUAUUACUCACAUAUGAUUUUCUGCAUUUGAAUUUAUCCGUUACUAAUCUGAGUUGUGGGAAACAAUUACUCACAGCCAAGUAACAAGAAUUAUAGUUCCACGUUGCCUCUUGUAUUUCAGGAAUACAACCAUUUGAUCACAGGGCAUAUUGCACUGAAGAAAGCAGUGAAGAAUGUCUUCCUUUGGCCAACUCUGUCUCCCACAAUCUGUAAUCCUUUGACAAUGGGCAACAAGAUACUGCAAGGAUAUAAUUGGGCCAACCACUUAGACAUCAACUAAUUACUUUGGGUUAAAAAUGGAAUUAAUUAUAUCAAAAUUCAUGAUAUAAAAGAUGGUCUUUCAUAUUGUUAAUGGUCAUAAUCUGUUUCACAUGUUGCUGUACAAGCUAGUGCUACGUAUCUACAUGGUUUGACCAUUAUGCCGGCCAUCUAAAUUUUAUGCAUCCAAGUUACAAGAUUGUUUACGUGAUAAUCUUUAGAAUAAUGGCUGUAUUAGAUAGAUGAGCAAAUUAACUAUAUUUCUAAAUCUUGAGGUUUCAUAUUUGGAUUUUUUUAAUACUAGCUAUCAUCCUUCAUCUAGUAUUAAAAACUGAGUUGAAUUCUGACACAGACCUUGCUAAAAUGCAGACCCUCACUCUCAAAUAAUGCUUUAGCAGAUUUCUUACUGGGCUGGAAGAAACUUUGUGCUAAUGAUGUUCAUAGAAAGCUGUUUGGUAUCUGACUAGAAAUAGUGCUACUGGUACACCACUUGUUUAUAGACGUUAUUGGUCUGCUUCUGCUCUUACAUUUCAGCAGAAUACAUCAGGAGUAAUUAGAUUGAUAUGCUGCAGGGCUGACUUCAGGCACCAGCACUGCAACCAGGUGCUUGGAGUGGCCAAUGGAAAGGGGCAGCACGUCCAGCUCUUUGGUGGCAAUUCGGCGGCUGGUCCCUCAGUC
This is a messenger RNA of Chelonoidis abingdonii (Abingdon island giant tortoise), 2998 nucleotides long. The record is from RefSeq and is a predicted model, not a curated record. Lineage: Eukaryota; Metazoa; Chordata; Testudines; Testudinidae.